AUGCUGUUUGUCUACAGUUUAUAUGGCCUAUCUGCACUGUGUGCACUUCUAUAUUUUUACACCAGGACAAAGGUUGGCAGUUCAGAGGAUGCUCAAUUUAUUAGCUUUCAACGUUCCUACCUGACAGUUUAUCUUCUUGCAGCCGCUGGUGACUGGUUACAAGGGCCUCACGUUUAUGCCUUAUAUGAGGCAUAUGGUAUGACAAAACAUGAGAUUGAACUACUGUUUGUUGCCGGUUUUGGUUCAAGCCUUCUCUUCGGAACAGUUGUUGGCUCUAUUGCUGAUAAAUAUGGUCGUAAAACCAAUUGCUUCUUCUACGGUGUUCUCUACGCUGGUGCCUGUAUCACAAAGCAUUUUGGCAAUUUUUGGAUUUUGAUGAUUGGUAGACUUCUAGGCGGAACUGCUACCUCGAUCUUAUUCAGUGCUUUUGAGUCCUGGUUGGUAUACGAGCAUAAUAAACGAAACUUUCCUGACCCAUUGUUGGCUACAAUAUUUUCGCACGCAACUCUCGGUAACUCUUUGGUUGCUAUUAUUUCCGGUGUAGUUGCUCAGCAAGCUGCUAAUUAUUUUGGAUAUGUAGCUCCAUUUGAUGUCUCGCUCUCAGUUCUUGUCGUGAUGACUGUAGUUUUGAUCUUCACAUGGCCUGAGAAUUAUGGUGACAAAAAAGCCGACGUUAUACAGCACUUUGUUGACGCAUUCAAAGCUGCCAAAAAUGACGGUAAAGUGAUAUGUUUGGGGAUCAUACAAAGUCUGUUCGAAGGAUCAAUGUACGUAUUUGUAUUAGAAUGGACGCCAGCUUUAACACUUGCAAGUAGGACAGCCAUUCCUCAUGGAUACAUCUUUGCCACAUUUAUGGUGGCUUGCAUGAUGGGUUCAUCAUUGUUUAAAAUGCUCAGCAAAACUCACCGGCCAGAAUCAUUCAUGCGGUACGUAUUGUUCCUCGCAUCUUGCUGUCUUGGCGUACCCAUAUUGAUCCCAACUUCAGCACCAGCAGUUUUCGCAGCUUUUGUUAUAUUUGAAGUAUGUGUUGGUAUUUUUUGGCCCGCUAUGGGCUACAUGAGGGGGAUCUACAUCCCUGAGCAAACCCGUGCAACAAUAAUGAACUUCUGCCGCGUACCGCUAAAUGCAAUUGUGAUCUCUAUUUUGCUGCUCAAUCUUCCUAUGGAGGUGAUCUUCCAGUCUUGUGUAACAUUCCUGCUUCUCGCAACGAUUGCACAACAGUAUCUAUUCAGGUAA
Molecule: messenger RNA, 1236 nt
Organism: Enterobius vermicularis (human pinworm)
Lineage: Eukaryota; Metazoa; Nematoda; Chromadorea; Rhabditida; Oxyuridae
Source: the annotation of a GenBank genome assembly